Plasmopara halstedii is the source of this 2538-nucleotide messenger RNA. RefSeq lists its product as uncharacterized. Gene Ontology annotation, biological process: defense response. The transcript has a single exon. NCBI's taxonomy places the organism in Eukaryota, Oomycota, Peronosporomycetes, Peronosporales, Peronosporaceae. Gene Ontology annotation, cellular component: membrane. The coding region runs from base 1 to 2538 and encodes 845 amino acids. The record is from RefSeq and is a predicted model, not a curated record.
AUGCCUGUCAAGACAUCUACUUUCCUUGCUGCUCUCUUUCUAGCGCUGGAAAAUGUGUAUGGUCAAUUAUCAACCUCGUCUUUACUACUACGAUUCCAGGAGCCAUUACUAGACAGUGUGCAUCGAGCUCUGGCUGGAGGAGAGGAAGACGCUGAAAAAGAAGACUCUAUAUGUAAACAACCGGGUUCAUUUCUCGGUGUAGGCAACACGGAGUGUUUGCAUAAGCACCUCCGCACUGCCAUAUUUCUCUUGGCAGUGAUUAUUCUCGUGUCCAUUAUCUUAGACCGAGUGAUUCACUACUGUCGUCUCUCGAUCAAGUGCCCGCAGCUUCGAUUAAUCGUGAACCGCAUCUUUGAAGAAAUGAUGAUUAUGGGAUUCUUGUCCAUGAUCAUUUUCUCGCUCAAUACGAGUGGAUCUAUGAAUUCGCUCGAUUUGGACAAUCUAACGUCAGAAGAGCAGCUACAUUUCUACGAAUUUUUCCACUACAUUGUCUUUUUGACUAUGAUCUACUUCAUUAUCAUUGUUUUGCUUUUGCUAUUCAUUGGUACAGUCGUGCCAAAGCUUAUUUGGAACAUGAAGAAGCAUCCAAAUCAAGAACGUGAAAGUGUGAGUGACAUUCACGACGAUACGUACGAUGGUCGGUACACCAGCGUAGGUGAUCGAGAUGACUGUGGUGGCCGGUCGAGACGUUCGCAGCCUCGCGACUCUAGUCGGUACAGUUCGGGCAGCACCUAUUUGGACGAUGGUGAACGUACGCCAGAACUUCCAUCCGAUGAAUACUACGCUUCCAUGCGAGCACGACAACGCUCAGAUGCAGACAUGAUAAGUCGAAUGACGACGACCAGAGGGAGAUCCUCUUCCGGUAUGGAUCUCGUCAUGGGUUCGCGUGCGUACAGCCUUCUGCUGCAACGGUAUCAGCGUGAAGGCUGGUGGUUUCGAUUCAACAUUCGCAAACAAUGGAGUUUAUGGAAAAGUUUUGAGAUUCUCGCAUACAACAUUUGCCAAAAUCGAAGUGGUUACAUUUACAAAAAUCCAGCCGAGAUGGACCGUCUCUUUGGUGUACGACCUGCUCGUUCAUGGACUCAGCAAGCAUUUGAUGACGACGAAUAUGAUGAAGAUGAUCAAAUGACGUACGCUAAGUAUCAUGUCCUGUGCAUGCGCAACUUGCUAUACCACAUGACGAACAUUCACCCAUUCGUGUUUUUACUGUUGAUCAUUAUUUGUUUACUUCCAUCCAUUUUCCCCGACCAAGACCACUGGAUUUUUCUCGGUGUGGGAGCGCUGCUUUUGCUCUUAAAUAUUUGCAUCUUUUUCAAAGUGCUUCAAAUUUUGCGUGGCAUUGUUGAUGAUCGUCUUCGUGUCAUAACGUCAAGAGAAAUCCAAUCACGUCUUGAGAAAGCGCGUUCACGACCACGUCAUCGGAAACGGUCUGACGCUGCACCAGCAUCUGCCCAAAACUCAGCUCCUGAAAAUAAGGCUCCAGUCAAGUUCAAAGCUGCUGCUCUUGCCAUCCGCUCGAUCAUUCGAAUGCAGAUGUCAGCGCUGUGUCAUCGACAGCUUCACUACCACGAUGAGCGAUUCUGGUUCAAAAGUCCCAAGUUGUUGCUGCGACUUUUUCAGGUUGCAACAAUUGGUCAAGCAUUCUAUCUCGUGUGGCUUUCACUUGUGGAAAUUAACAGCAUGUCGGACUCGAUCCCGUCCGAUGGAGGUGGAAAAGGCCUUUUGGCUCUAAUGAUUGUCUUUCCGGUGUUGGCGCUGUUUAUCAUUACCCCCAUGACCAUGCCGAGUCUUGUGCUAGUGAUGAGUCUAACUGGUAUUUUCGUAGAUCUCAAUGCCACCAAUGGCAAAGCACGAGGCAAGUCUCGUAAAGUUACGAGAGAAGACUUGACAACUCACACGAGAAUCAUGCGUCGCACGUAUCUGAAGAGCAACUAUAGCGAAACGGGCUACCAAACGCCCGUGACGCCUCACCUGGGAACCAAUCGAUCUUCUUUUGCGGUUGAUCCAGUUCCGGACCAACGAGACUCCAUGACCUCGCCGACGAAUGUGUUCCUUCGAGUUUACGACUCACCUGCCAACGCACGACAACGAAACUCUUACCGCAAUUUCGCUCUUAAUAGUAACUCCAUAGGCCGCGAAAACUCGUUCAUGAGUAACAACUCCGGACGCUACAGGAAUCCCAGCCGAUCGGGCGCCGACGAUGGAAUCGAUACUAGCUCGAGUCAAACAUUUAACCUUGCAGCGUUCCAGUUACUAAACAGCCCUACACCCAACAUUGAAGAGUACCCCGAUCGACAAUCGGCAACAUCUUUCUGCAGUAGUUCAGGCAGGAGUCCUCGAUCAUCUAGGGCUGAAAUGACUAUACCUGGUACACCAGUAGGCGGAAUUCCAGAAAACGCUACGUUUGGUGAACAAGUCGACAAUAACGCUGAUGAAAACGAUACCGAGUAUGAAAAUGGACAGGGUCAACCAAACGAUCGCGCGGUGGGAAGCUUUAAAAGCUUUUGCUCGAAGUACGGCGGAUACCCAGACAUGUAG